GCCUAACACACCUCCUCUUCCCCCUUCCUCUUCCUCAUCCCCUUCCUUCCUCCUACCCUAUAAAUACCGUUAUUGUCUGCUCCUAUAUCUCGUUUCCUUUUCUCUAAUCUCUCUCUCUCUCCUUGCUUGCUUCUGUGGUUUAACCGCUGACCCAUUUGGAACCAAUUCCUUGCGGUUGCCCUGCGGGUGGUGGCAGAAUCCAACCCAAUCGCUUGGUGUGAGGGGUUUAUCGUUGGGAUUUCAGGAUUUGGGGCUGGAAUCGAGUUUCAUACCCCGAUCGCCGCUUGGGAUCGAGGGAUUUCCCCUGUUUGGGCCUCUAAGUCGGUGCUUGAUUGAGGGUUUCUCCACCGAUUUCUGCUGUUCCUGAUUAGGUCCUAGAUCCUCGAGCACUUGAUUUCGUAGUAGAGUUGAAGGGUGCGAUUCUCCUAUUGAUCUAUUAUUUUUCCCUUUGUUGUAUUGUUGUGCUGGUGUUUUGAUGCACCGGGUGUUUUUUCUUGAUUCUGGAUGCUUAGAUUGUCGUAGUUCUUGAAACCUUUCCUGUUGAUUGUUGGAAUUCCGACGGAGGAAGGAAAGUUGAUGCCUUGGGGGAGUUCCCUAGCUGUAGGAAUUCUUUUUCAUAUCAGUUUCUCUAGCUUUCCAGAACAUUGGAAUCUAUGUUGUUUGCAGCUUAUAUCUUGUUCACUUAGAUAUAUAUGGGCUGAUUCUGGCAUUUCAUGGGAGGUGUAGAAGACAAUGAACCACCCUCAAAACGUGUCAAAACAUCCUCACUAGAAUUGGAGAACCUCUCAAAUACUUCGUCUCUUUCUGAGUUCAUCAAUCCUUUGGGAGGCCUAAUGGCCAGGCCUUUACCAUCCCAAGGGAGAGAAGACAUGGUCGGUUCUAAAGGAGUUAUUAAGAAAGUAGAAUUUGUGCGAAUUAUUACCAAGGCUCUUUAUUCUCUUGGUUAUGAGAGAAGUGGAGCAGUUCUGGAGGAAGAGUCAGGAAUACCCUUGCACUCUUCUGCAGUCGAUAUCUUCCGGAAGCAAGUUCUUGAAGGGAAUUGGGAUGAAAGUGUGAUUGCACUGCAAAAAAUAGGUCUUGUUGAUGAAAAUAUUCUGAAGUCUGCAUCCUUUUUAAUUUUGGAGCAAAAGUUCUUAGAACUUUUGGGAAAGAAUAGGGUAAUGGAAGCAUUGGACACAUUGAGAAGUGAUAUCACUCCACUUAGCAUUAACAAAAAGCGAGUGCAUGAGCUUUCCUGUUGUGUCAUAUCUCCUUCACAGCAUAUGUUACUUGGGUUUGCUAGUUUGGAAAUAGAAACUUCAAAUGCACGAAUGAGGCUUUUAGAGGAAUUGCAGAAACUGCUUCCUCCAUCGAUCAUGAUACCUGAAAGGAGACUGGAGCACUUGGUUGAACAGGCACUUAGAGUCCAAAGAGAAGCUUGCUACUUUCACAACUCCCAUGAAAGCUGUUUUUCAUUGUACACUGAUCAUCAGUGUGGAAAGGACCAGCUACCUUCUCAUACAACUCAGGUAUUGCGAGAACACCAUGAUGAAGUAUGGUUUUUGCAGUUCUCAAACCAAGGAAAAUAUUUGGCAUCAUCGUCAAUUGAUAGAUCUGCAAUUAUAUGGGAGGUUCGUGAAGAUGGAGAACUAACACUGAAGCACAAGCUAUCUGGUCAUCUGAAGCCUGUUCUAAUGGUUGCUUGGAGCCCUGAUGACAGCCAGCUUCUAACUUGUGGAAUGGAAGAAGUUGUUAGGCGCUGGGACGUUCACUCUGGUGAAUGCCUCCAUGUAUAUGAAAAAAAUGGUGUUGGAUUGAUAUCCUGUGGCUGGUUUCCGGAUGGAAAAGAACUCUUUUCUGGUGUUACAGAUAGGACUAUUUGCUUCUGGGAUUUGGAUGGAAAGGAGCUGGAUUCUUGGAAAGGGCAGCGAACAAGUAAAACUUCUGAUGUUGCUGUCACAAAAGAUGGUAGACAUAUGAUAAGUUUGUGCCGAGAAACUGUGAUUUUGUUGCUAGAUAGGGAAACAAAGACUGAGAGGCUGAUAGAAGAGGAACAGACAAUUACUUCAUUCUCACUAUCAAAGGAUGAUAAGUUUUUGCUUGUAAAUCUGAUAAACCAGGAGAUUCAUUUGUGGAACAUAAAGGAUGAUCCAAAACUAGUUACCAGAUAUAAAGGUCACAAGCGCAGUCGGUUUUUAAUAAGGUCUUGUUUUGGAGGAACUGAGCAGGCUUUCAUUGCCAGUGGAAGUGAAGAUUCACAGGUGUACAUAUGGCAUCGAAGUUCAGGAGAUCUUAUUCAAACUCUUCCUGGUCAUUCUGGCACCGUCAACUGUGUCAGCUGGAACCCAUCGAAUCCUCACAUGCUUGCAUCCGCCAGUGACGACCACACGAUCCGUAUUUGGGGAUUAAACAGGGUGAAUCUGAAACGCAAGGAGAUCUACAGCAACGGAACGGUUCACCUGUGCAACGGAAACAUCAAAUGAAUUAAGAUAGCAGUCAAGUACCUUGACUCUGCAUCAUCGACUGUUUAAAUCCUUGUCCACGGCUUCGGUGGCAAAUGCGCCUGUAAUGACACAGUUGCUGUUUGCUGAUAUGAAGUCUAAUGACUGUUUUAGUUUGGACGGUAAUUUCUUCGAUUGAAGCAGGAUAAAAAUUUCAGUCGUUGACAUUGGUCUGUUAAUUUCAUGGCAAUUUGCUGUUGGCCUCUUUGGAAAUUACUUGUGUGCAGUUUAUGCUGA
This is a messenger RNA of Musa acuminata subsp. malaccensis (wild Malaysian banana), 2717 nucleotides long. RefSeq names its product WD repeat-containing protein 26 homolog. Lineage: Eukaryota; Viridiplantae; Streptophyta; Magnoliopsida; Zingiberales; Musaceae. The record is from RefSeq and is a predicted model, not a curated record. Gene Ontology annotation, molecular function: protein binding.